UGAAGCGACUUCCUUAUAAAAACUUCGCCGUCCGCGCGUCAUACCCUGUGAGGUUUUUGAAAAUUAGGGUUUUGCUGAGAGAACGAAAGAAAGCAAUAGAAGCUUUUAGAGAGAGAGAAAGGCGAAGCCAUAACCAUGAGCAGGAGUUUGGGAAUACCGGUGAAGCUUUUACACGAGUCCUCAGGGCAUGUGGUGACUGUUGAACUGAAGAGUGGAGAGCUCUACAGAGGAAGCAUGAUUGAAUGCGAAGACAACUGGAAUUGCCAACUCGAGAACAUCACAUUCACUGCGAAGGAUGGGAAGGUCUCACAGCUUGAGCAUGUCUUUAUCAGAGGUAGCAAAGUCAGGUUUAUGGUGAUCCCAGACAUGCUUAAGAAUGCUCCUAUGUUCAAACGUCUUGAUGCUAGAAUCAAGGGUAAGGGCUCAGCACUUGGAGUUGGCCGGGGUCGUGCUGUUGGAAUGCGGGCUAGAGCUCAGGCUGCUGGUCGUGGUGCUCCACCUGGAAGGGGUAUGGUGCCACCUGUACGAAGGUAAUCUAUCCUCCAAAUGGGAUCCUCAUCCCUUCACUUGAAGUUCACCAGUAAUUCUUCAUCUAGAUUCCCUGCUUUUGUAUCCUAAAAUGUUGGUGUAAAGGAUAAUGCUUCGCUUAGAAGUUCACAUUAUCUGGAUUUUGAGUUGCUAGUCACAUAUGGAUGUAUGCUUUCUCUUCAGAAGUUUAACUCUAUUACAAUUUGAAGUGGGAAAGAAGUCCUUUUAUUAAUUUAUAAUUAAUGAACCAGUUCAUUGAA
Cornus florida is the source of this 788-nucleotide messenger RNA. RefSeq names its product small nuclear ribonucleoprotein SmD3b-like. The coding region runs from base 136 to 534 and encodes 132 amino acids. Gene Ontology annotation, cellular component: U12-type spliceosomal complex; pICln-Sm protein complex; U2 snRNP. Lineage: Eukaryota; Viridiplantae; Streptophyta; Magnoliopsida; Cornales; Cornaceae. Gene Ontology annotation, molecular function: RNA binding. The transcript has 5 exons. Gene Ontology annotation, biological process: RNA processing; spliceosomal snRNP assembly. The record is from RefSeq and is a predicted model, not a curated record.